UGUAAAUAUAAAUACCUACCUACCUUGGUACUCAGCUGAACCCUUCCCACAUGAAUACGGUCUACCAGUGAUUUAUCUUGAACAGUCUUGCCUUCUGGCCUACCCUACCUGGCUUACUCACCUCCUCCCUCGUCUCCAUAUCUAUCUCGACUUAGCUCCUGCCUUUUGUUUUAACUCAAAACUGCCUAGUUUCAGCUGUCGUUCAUUGUACUACCUCGAGUCUAGCGAGGAUCCUCAGUGCCACCUCCAUAAUCACAAAAUCAACCCCCCUCCCGUCUCUUGCUGUAGCAAAAUAUUCACCGUCCACCAGAACAGGCUGGCCAGUCACUGUGACUCCAAUUCACCAGGACAGCACCCGAAUUUACAUACUUGCGACGACUAGCUACCUUACGCAACUCCGUGCUCAGAAUAGAGGUGUUGGGAUUACAUCACCUUUUCACCGGCAUAUUUAGCCAUCCUGAUCCAAACGGCCGACGUCCAACGGCUCUUCUGGACUUCACGCAGUAUCACACCAGCCAGUGAGACCGCAAUGACUCCCGAAGCUUCCAAGGCGCCCGUUGUGGCAGAGGCGCAUGAAGUCGACACUUACCAUCCUCCCCAGAAAAUGCUUGACAAGCAUCCCAGCAAGCCUCAUAUAGCCAACCUCGAGGAGUACCAGCAGCUCUACAAGGAGAGCAUCUCCGAGCCUAAGCAAUUCUGGGCACGGAUGGCACGAGAGCUUUUGACAUGGAGUCGGGAUUUCGAAACGGUUUACUCGGGGAGCCUCUCUGCUGGCGACAGUGCCUGGUUCCUGGAGGGCGAGCUCAACGCUUCGUAUAACUGCAUCGACAGGCAUGCGCUCAAGGAUCCAAACCGAGUGGCCAUCAUAUACGAGGCGGACGAUCCGAGCAGCGGGCGAACCCUGACCUACGGCGAGCUGAUGCGCGAGGUUUGCAGGACAGCACAUGUUCUCCGUCAGAUGGGUGUUCGCAAGGGGGACACUGUAGCCGUGUACCUUCCCAUGAUCCCCGAGGCGCUCAUCGCAUUUCUGGCCGUCACUCGCAUUGGCGCUGUUCACUCCGUUGUGUUUGCAGGUUUCUCGGCUGACUCGCUGCGCGACCGCGUUGUUGAUGGCCAGUCCAAGGUCGUUAUCACUACUGACGAGGGCAAGCGCGGUGGCAAGCUGAUUGGUACAAAGCGCAUCGUUGACGAGGCCCUGAAGAACUGCCCAGAUGUUAGUCACGUGCUGGUUUACAAGAGGACGGGCGCAGAUGUGCCCAUGAUGCAGGGGCGCGAUUUUUGGUGGCAUGAGGAGGUUGAGAAGUGGCCAAACUAUAUCCCGCCCGUCCCCAUGAACUCGGAAGAUCCACUGUUCCUUCUGUACACGUCCGGUUCUACAGGCAAGCCAAAAGGUGUUAUGCAUACCACCGCCGGCUACCUGUUGGGCGCCGCCAUGACGGGCAAGUAUGUCUUCGACAUCCACGACGGGGAUCGCUUUUUCUGCGGCGGUGAUGUUGGCUGGAUUACUGGACACACAUAUGUCGUUUACGCUCCUCUGCUUCUGGGUGUUUCAACGGUCGUGUUCGAAGGCACCCCAGCGUACCCAACUUUCUCUCGCUACUGGGACAUCAUCGACCAGCACAAGAUCACUCACUUUUACGUUGCCCCGACUGCUCUCAGGCUGCUAAAGCGUGCAGGAGACCAGUGGGUCAAGCAUGAAAUGAAGCACCUUCGGGUCCUGGGCUCUGUCGGAGAGCCCAUUGCAGCCGAGGUGUGGAAAUGGUACUUCGAGAUCGUUGGAAAGGAACAGGCGCAAAUCGUGGACACCUAUUGGCAAACAGAGACGGGCUCCAAUGUCAUUUGCCCUCUCGCGGGCGUCACCCCAACCAAACCAGGCUCUGCCUCGCUGCCUUUCUUUGGCAUCGAACCUGCCAUCAUUGAUCCCGUAUCUGGUGAGGAGAUCCACGGCAAUGACGUUGAAGGAGUGCUUGGUUUCAAACAGGCAUGGCCCAGCAUGGCGAGGACAGUGUGGGGUGCCCACAAGAGGUAUAUGGAGACUUAUAUGAACGUUUACAAUGGAUUCUAUUUCACUGGAGACGGUGCUGCACGGGACCAUGAAGGGUUUUAUUGGAUCAGAGGCAGAGUGGACGACGUUGUUAACGUGAGUGGCCACCGACUGUCAACAGCGGAGAUUGAAGCCGCGCUACUCGAGCAUCAUUAUGUUGCCGAGGCUGCCGUUGUAGGUAUCCAGGACGAGCUCACGGGUCAGGCAGUGAAUGCAUUUGUGUCGCUGGCCGAGCAUGUUACAACGGACAACGACGAGUCCCUGAGGAAGGAACUCAUUACCCAGGUUCGGCGUAGCAUUGGCCCCUUUGCGGCACCCAAAGCCGUGUUCGUCGUCCCAGAUUUACCACGCACAAGGAGUGGUAAGAUCAUGCGGAGAAUUCUCAGGAAGAUCCUCGCCGGCGAGGAGGACCAGCUUGGCGAUGUCAGCACUCUUUCGGACCCGACAGUGGUUGAUAGAAUCAUCACGACCGUCCAUGAGUACAAGAAGAAGUAGUUGUUGCGCUUCAGCACACAGCAAUGACCGAGCUGAAUAUGACGCAAUAGAAAUGCAGUGCACGGCGAGUCGACUUUGCCGUCGAUUUUCCGUAUUGCAAGUCUCAUGAAGAGGAGAGGUACCCAAGCUUAUUGAGAAAGCUCGAACUGUCGAGCGGCCGGUGAACUUUAUCGGGUGACUACUCUUAUUAAUCGGUUGGCCACUAAGGUAGCGAGUGAUGGAUGACUCAAGAAUACCUACAUGGCCACAUUUGGCUUAGUCUGUUCACCACAUAUGGAACAAAGCCUACACGCGGAUGUCAUAGGCGGAGCUACCUAUUGGCCCAGCGGCUCCAGAUAUCAUGUCUGCGAUGAUAGGUAUCGAGGGGGCGAUCUAAUGCUUGGGUCAUACAUCUCCAAAGAAAUAUAGAUAAUAUAAAAUCGAAAGUGACAUGUGUUGGGCUGCACAAGCCGGCAAGCGAGCUAUAGUGAUGAUUGGGUUACAUUCGAAUAGGAGAGUGUUACCAUAGUUCGGACAGGCUGACG
Messenger RNA from Pyricularia oryzae 70-15, 3063 nucleotides. RefSeq names its product acetyl-coenzyme A synthetase. The transcript is spliced from 6 exons. Gene Ontology annotation, cellular component: cytosol. The coding region runs from base 530 to 2539 and encodes 669 amino acids. Gene Ontology annotation, molecular function: AMP binding; acetyl-CoA synthetase activity. NCBI's taxonomy places the organism in Eukaryota, Fungi, Ascomycota, Sordariomycetes, Magnaporthales, Pyriculariaceae. The record is from RefSeq and is a predicted model, not a curated record.